This is a messenger RNA of Acanthosepion pharaonis, 2079 nucleotides long. Lineage: Eukaryota; Metazoa; Mollusca; Cephalopoda; Sepiida; Sepiidae. The record is from the annotation of a GenBank genome assembly.
AUGGAUAUUUUUUUCAGGCUAAACAGCACUGAUGCAUUAUUUAAAGUUUCUUCAACAUCCAACAUAGUAAUCUGUUUGCUUUCUCAAUCUGUUUCCUUUCUAAAUCUGUUUCCUUUCUCAAACUCUUUCCUCUCUCACUCCGUUUCCUUACUCAAUCUGUUUCCAUUCGCAAUCUGCUACCUUUCACAAUAUUCUUUCUUUCUCAAUCUGUUACCUUUCCCAAUCUGUUUUCUUUCUCAAACUGUUUCCUCUCUCACACCGUUUACUUUCCCAAUCUGUUUCCUUCCUCAAACUGUUUCCUUUCCCAAUCUGUUUCCUCUCUCACUCCGUUUCCUUACUCAAUCUGUUUCCUUUCUCAAUCUGUUUCCUUUCUCAAACUGUUUGCUUUCCCAAUCUGUCCCCUUUCCCAAUCUGUGUCCUUUCCCAAUAUUCUUCCAUUCUCAAUCUGUUUCCUUUCCAAAUCUGUUUCCUUUCUCAAACUGUUUCCUCUCUCACACCGUUUCUUUACUCAGACUGUUUCCUUUCCCAAUCUGUGUCCUUUCCCAAUAUAUUUCUUUUCUCAAUCUGUUUCCUUUCUCAAACUGUUUCCUUUCUCAAACUGUCUCCUCUCUCACACCGUUUACUUACUCAAUCUGUUUGCUUUCCCAAUCUGUUUCCUUUCCCAAUCUGUGUCCUUUCCCAAUAUCCUUCCUUUCCCAAUCUGUGUCCUUUCCCAAUAUUCUUCCUUUCUCAAUCUGUUUCCUUUCCAAAUCUGUUUCCUUUCUCAAACUGUUGCCUCUCUCACUCCGUUUCCUUUCUCAAUCUGUUUCUUUCCCAAUCUGUUUCCUUUCCAAAUCUGUUUCCUUUCUCAAACUGUUUCCUCUCUCACACCGUUUACUUUCCCAAUCUGUUUCCUUCCUCAAACUGUUUCCUCUCUCACACCGUUUACUUUCCCAAUCUGUUUCCUUCCUCAAACUGUUUCCUUUCCCAAUCUGUUUCCUCUCUCACUCCGUUUCCUUACUCAAUCUGUUUCCUUUCUCAAUCUGUUUCCUUUCUCAAACUGUUUGCUUUCCCAAUCUGUCCCCUUUCACAAUCUGUGUCCUUUCCCAAUAUUCUUCCAUUCUCAAUCGGUUUCCUUUCCAAAUCUGUUUCCUUUCUCAAACUGUUUCCUCUCUCAAACUGUUUCCUUUCUCAAACUGUCUCCUCUCUCACACCGUUUAUUUACUCAAUCUGUUUGCUUUCCCAAUCUGUUUCCUUUCCCAAUCUGUGUCCUUUCCCAAUAUCCUUCCUUUCCCAAUCUGUGUCCUUUCCCAAUAUUCUUCCUUUCUCAAUCAGUUUCCUUUCCAAAUCUGUUUCCUUUCUCAAACUGUUCCCUCUCUCACUCCGUUUCCUUUCUCAAUCUGUUUCCUUUCCCAAUCUGCUUCCUUUCUCAAUCUGGUUGCUUUCUCAACCUGUUUCCUUUCUCGAUCUGUUUCCUUUCCUAAUCUGUUUCCUUUCUCGAUCUGUUUCUUUUAUCAAACUGUUUGCUUUCCCAAUCUGUCCCCUUUCCCAAUCUGUGUCCUUUCCCAAUAUUCUUCCAUUCUCAAUCUGUUUCCUUUCCAAAUCUGUUUCCUUUCUCAAACUGUUUCCUCUCUCACACCGUUUCUUUACUCAAUCUGUUUCCUUUCCCAAUCUGUGUCCUUUCCUAAUAUAUUUCUUUUCUCAAUCUGUUUCCUUUCACAAUCUGUUUCCUUUCUCAAACUGUUUCCUUUCUCAAACUGUUUCCUUUCUCAAACUGUCUCCUCUCUCACACCGUUUACUUACUCAAUCUGUUUGCUUUCCCAAUCUGUUUCCUUUCCCAAUCUGUGUCCUUUCCCAAUACCCUUCCUUUCCCAAUCUGUGUCCUUUCCCAAUAUUCUUCCUUUCUCAAUCUGUUUCCUUUCCAAAUCUGUUUCCUUUCUCAAACUGUUCCCUCUCUCACUCCGUUUCCUUUCUCAAUCUGUUUCCUUUCCCAAUCUGCUUCCUUUCUCAAUCUGUUUGCUUUCUCAACCUGUUUCCUUUCUCGAUCUCCACGUCGAGGAAGAAUAUCCGAAAAGUAAUGUACUCGUCGUUAUAAGAUAA